Molecule: messenger RNA, 3207 nt
Organism: Erigeron canadensis
Lineage: Eukaryota; Viridiplantae; Streptophyta; Magnoliopsida; Asterales; Asteraceae
Product: ATP-dependent zinc metalloprotease FTSH 12, chloroplastic
Exons: 19
Coding region: 110-3058 (982 amino acids)
Biological process (GO): embryo development ending in seed dormancy; protein-containing complex assembly; mitochondrial protein processing
Cellular component (GO): chloroplast thylakoid membrane; m-AAA complex
Molecular function (GO): ATP-dependent peptidase activity; ATP hydrolysis activity; metalloendopeptidase activity
Source: RefSeq, a predicted model, not a curated record
CAGUGAAACAACAAAGAUAAACCUCUAAAACCCCCUCUCUUACCCACCUUCCCUGACUCCAUUGAUGGCUAACAUUUUACAUUUCUAGGGUUCAAGAAACACCUAACAAAUGGAUCUUAAAGUACAAUUCAGACCCAACCAAUUCUACUCAGCUUCUUGUACAAGAAAAGAAGUAAUUUUAUUAAACAAAACACACCCAAAUCUUGUUUUCGUACCAUUUUCAAGUUACAAGAGAAUCAAAGGAAGAAAACCCAAGUUUUGUGUUUAUGCUAGUGUUGACCCUGAUGGGUCAGAAACUGGUUCGGGUUUGACCCGGUUCAAAAAGUAUCUUGAGGAUUCUUUGAAGAAAGAAACUGGGUUUGAUUUACAAGAUGCAAGUUUCAAGAUUUCUGAGUUUAAAGACUCAUUUUUUAAAUCAAGAAUUGAAUUCUUGAAUUGGAACAAGUGGGACAGUUGGAAGGAUGUGAAUAAUUGGGAUCCUGCAAGAGUAGGUGUGUUGGCAAUAUAUGUGUUGGUGGCUGUUGUUUCAUGUCAAAGGAUAUAUAUGGCUGUUAGAGGUCCGUUUGUUGAUCGUCAGGCUAAGGAAAUAUCAGAAGCGUAUAUGGACGCCUUGAUUCCUGAACCAACUCCGAUUAAUGUUAGAAAGUAUAAAAAAGGGUUAUGGAGGAAGUCAAUGCCCAAAGGCCUUAAAAUGAAGAAAUUUAUCGAAGGACCUGAGGGAACACUUAUCAAUGACACUUCUUACAUUGGAGAAGAUGCAUGGGAUGAAGAUGAUGAUGCCAUGCCUUCCAAGGAUAAAAUUAACGAAAUUAUUGACAGUGAUGUGAGAUUUAACACAGAAAACAAGAAGGAGCUUCAAAAAGAGCUAGGACUUUCAGAUAUUAAUCGAGAAAGUAAAGGAACAUGGCAAGAAAGGCUGCAAAUAUGGAAAGAGAUACUUAGGAAGGAGCAAUUGACCGAGCAGUUAGAUUCAUCACGUGCUAAGUAUGCAAUUGAAUUUGACAUGAAGGAGGUAGAGAAGAGCUUCCGUGAAGAAGCAAAGCCGAAAGGCACUGAAGGAGUUAGAGCACUUUGGAUAUCCAAAAGAUGGUGGCGUUACCGACCUAAACUGCCUUACACGUAUUUUCUUGAAAAGCUUGAAUACUCUGAGGUGGCUGCUGUUGUGUUUACCGAGGAUCUGAAAACAUUGUAUGUAACAAUGAAGGAAGGGUUUCCUCUAGAAUAUGUUGUUGAUAUGCCUCUUGAUCCAUACCUGUUUGAGAUGAUCACGAAUUCUGGAGCUGAAGUUGAUCUGCUUCAGAGGCGACAAAGCCAUUACUUGUUAAAAGCUGUGAUUGCUUUAUUGCCUGGAAUUUUGGUUUUGUGGUUUUUACGUGAAUCACUAAUGCUUUUACAUAUUACCUCAAAGCGAUUCCUCUAUAAGAAGUAUAAUCAGCUUUUCGAUAUGGCUUAUGCUGAAAAUUUUAUACUGCCUGUUAGAGAAGUUGAUGAAACAAAAUCCAUGUAUAAAGAUGUAGUCUUAGGGGGAGACGUGUGGGAUCUCUUAGAUGAGCUAAUGAUUUACAUGCGGAAUCCUAUGAAUUAUUAUGAAAAAGAAGUGAAGUUUGUGCGGGGAGUGCUUCUAUCAGGACCACCAGGGACGGGUAAAACACUAUUUGCAAGGACACUAGCAAAAGAGAGUGGAAUGCCAUUUGUGUUCGCGUCUGGUGCAGAGUUCACAGAUAGUGAAAAAAGCGGUGCUGCACGGAUAAAUCAAAUGUUCUCCAUUGCAAGGCGAAAUGCUCCUGCUUUUAUAUUUGUAGAUGAGAUUGAUGCUAUUGCUGGAAGACAUGCAAGAAAGGAUCCAAGAAGAAGAUCAACAUUUGAGGCACUCAUGGCCCAACUUGAUGGAGAAAAAGAGAAAACGGGUGUUGAUCGGUUUUCUUUAAGAAAUGCUGUUAUAUUCAUCUGUGCUACAAAUAGGCCAGAUGAAUUGGAUCUAGAUUUUGUUCGUGCUGGACGCAUUGAUCGGAAGUUGUACAUUGGUUUACCUGAUGCAAAGCAACGAGUGCGAAUUUUUGGUGUGCAUAGUACUGGAAAGCAGCUUGCAGAAGAUGUUGAGUUUGAAAAGCUGGUCUUUCGCACUGUUGGCUAUUCCGGGGCGGAUAUAAGAAAUCUUGUCAAUGAGGCCGGAAUUAUGGCUGUUAGAAAAGGACAUACAAAAAUAUACCAAAAGGAUAUUGUUGACGUAUUGGAUAAGCAGUUGCUUGAGGGAAUGGGUGUGCUCCUGACAGAGGAAGAGCAACAGAAAUGUGAAGAAAGAGUAUCUAUCGAGAAAAAGAGACUGUUGGCAGUACAUGAAGCGGGUCAUAUCUUAUUGGCACAUUUAUUUCCUCGAUUUGAUUGGCAUGCAUUUUCUCAGUUGCUACCAGGUGGUAAGGAAACUGCAAUAUCCGUUUUCUACCCUAGAGAAGAUAUGGUGGAUCAAGGUUACACAACAUUUGGCUAUAUGAUGAUGCAAAUGGUGGUAGCUCAUGGUGGGCGUUGUGCUGAACGUGUUGUAUUUGGUGAUGAUGUAACUGAUGGUGGAGUCGAUGAUCUUGAAAAGAUCACAAAGAUUGCUCGAGAAAUGGUGAUAAGCCCGAGAAAUGCAAGGUUGGCGUAUGCUACUUUGACAAACAGAGUCGGACUGGCUAAUAGAGCAGAUAGUACUGAUGGUGAACUCAUAAAAUACAGAUGGGACGACCCGCACAUUGUCCCUGCGGAUAUGACGGUCGAAGUCUCUGAGCUCUUCACUCGAGAAUUGACAAGAUAUAUUGAAGAGACGGAAGAACUUGCAAUGAAAGGAUUGAUCAGCAAUAGGCAUAUACUGGAUUUAAUUUCAGAGGAAUUAUUGAAGAACUCGAGGAUUACCGGGGUGGAAGUCAAAGAAAAAAUAGGAAAAUUGUCUCCUGAAAUGUUUGAAGAUUUUGUUAAGCCUUUCCAAAUAGAUGCAGAAGAUGAUGGACCAUUACCACACAACGAUAGAUUGAGAUACCAACCAUUAGAGGUUUACCCAGCACCUCUUCACAGAUGUUGAACAAAAAUUAGCCCAUUGUGGGACAGAGCAGGACGAAUUUUUUGUUGUAAACUUGUAAUUCCCACAAUCCAUAAAUGUUUUCCAUAUCUUAAUUGCACAUUAAGUUGCAUUUAUAAAUAUAUUACAGCAGGAAAUCACAUCAAUAUCAA